AUGCUCCAAAGAGCCGAAGAAACAGGCUACAUUAACAUAAACUGCGUAGAUCCCUUAGGGAGAAGUGCCCUUCUUAUGGCGAUAGAUAACGAAAAUCUGGAAAUGGUGGAACUUCUUAUCGAACACAAAGUCGAAACUAAAGACGCCUUACUUCACGCGAUAUCCGAAGAAUUUGUCGAAGCUAGCUGGGAGGCUCUGCCGCCGGACACGGCCACCUUCACCCCGGACAUAACGCCGCUGAUCCUGUCGGCGCAUCGGGACAAUUACGAGAUAAUCAAGAUACUGCUGGAUAGGGGCGCCACCUUGCCCAUGCCUCACGACGUCAGAUGCGGGUGCGACGAAUGCGUAACAUCCCGGUUUGAAGACUCCCUCAGGCAUUCCAGGAGCAGGAUAAACGCCUACAGAGCCCUGGCGUCUCCCUCUUUGAUAGCGUUAUCCUCGAAGGAUCCAAUCCUUACCGCUUUUGAAUUAUCCUGGGAGCUGCGAAGGCUAAGUUUUAUGGAACACGAAUUCAAGAGCGAGUAUCAGGAACUGAGAAAGCAGUGUCAGGACUUCGCCACUGCCCUCCUAGAUCACACCAGGAGCUCCUACGAAUUGGAGGUCCUUUUGAAUCACGACCCUACAGGACCUGCCUUCGAACACGGGGACAGGAUGCACCUAAAUCGUCUUAAACUGGCCAUUAAGCUUCGACAGAAAAAGACGCUUUUCUGGGCAGUGUUCGGCCUCAUCGAUCUGGAAAGCUUUGAAUUGCACGAAAUAAAAAUAUUCACCCGUUUUUGGGGAAUGUUGAUGUUCGGGACGUAUUCAGUAAUCAACAUAGUGGUACUACUGAACCUCCUGAUCGCUAUGAUGAACCACUCCUACCAACUAAUAUCGGAAAGAGCAGACACAGAAUGGAAAUUUGCGAGAUCAAAAUUAUGGAUAAGUUAUUUCGAAGAAGGGGGGACAGUUCCGCCCCCUUUUAACGUCAUCCCCACCCCGAAAACCCUGUGGUACAUUCUGCAAUGGUUCCGAAGAAAAUUCUGCGGCCAAUCCAGGGCCGCAAAAAAAGAACACAUGAGGACGAUAAGGUAUUAUUUUCAGAAAAAAGUGAAGCAGGCCAGCGAAAGGGACUUCAGAUAUCAGAGCAUAAUGCGUAACCUCGUUAGACGCUACGUAACCGUGGAGCAGCGCAAAGCCGAGAACCAGGGCGUAACCGAAGACGACGUCAACGAGAUCAAGCAGGACAUCUCUGCGUUCCGUUUCGAAUUAAUCGAGAUACUGAAGAACAGCGGCAUGAACGUCCUCACUGCCCACAGCGGACUGGGUACUGGAGGCAAGAAGAAUCGCCAGAAAGAACGUCGCCUGAUGAAAGGCUUCAACAUCGGUCCUCAACCGUCGCAAAGUACGGGAUCUCUGCCGCCUGUCGCCGAGUUUAUAGCGUCCCUUCAGCAUCAAGAAGGCAACCACCAUGACUUCUUCGGUUCGACGUUAUCAGGGAUAUUCAACUCUACCCCUAGAAGGUUGCAUCAGCACAGCAGUACGGUGUCUUCCUCUCAAGGAAGCAUCAACGAGAGCGGGAACCACCACCACCACAGUCAUCAUCAUCAUCAUCACAAAGGAUUGUCAAAGUUCCACAUAAAACGCACGCACAGCCACAAACGCCGCUGGGGCACGCUUAUAGAAGCCGCCAAGACGGGCAAAGUUUCCCGGUUGAUCGGCCGGUCUCGAUCCGAAGACUCCGUGUGCAACAACUGCCAGCGCGAGAACGGGCGCCACGCGCACGCGCACUCGCCGCAGUCGGACGAGUGCUCGGCCAGCCGGUCGGACUCGAACCCGAGCCUGGACACGCCUGAGCCGGCGCCGGCUCCCGAGCCGGAGCUCCACGGUUUGGCGCAAGGCCUGGCGCUGCUGAAGAGGAAGAGGAAAAAGUUUUCGGCCUCGAGGAACGCCAGUCCUGGCUUGCCCGGCGCGCAGCAGCCCGAAGGGGGGAGUGCCAAAAGCAAGGCAGUCAACAAGAAGCUCCCCCAGGUUCUGAAGAGAGCCUCGAGCGUGCCCACCAGGGUCCCGGAAGUGGCCCCCGUACCGUCCCACCACGAGCGGCCGUCGAAGAAGCCGCCCGACGCGUCGGCAACUCGCGCGACGCCGGGCAACCGCCGCACGCUGACGCCGUCUACGACCGAGGAGAGCGUCGUGGCCGUCGAGAUCAACCACCUUCCUUCGGGGUCGUCGUCCAAGGAGCCGCUGCUCUACAACUCUUCGUCGUCGACGAACCAGAACGGCUCGCAAACGCCCGAAGACGAGAAGGAGGUGCCCGGUUCCGCUGGCACUUCCUACGAACUUCCGAAGUUGCCCGGCAUUAUUCCGCUUACCGGCCACAACGGGCCCUCUGGAUGGCUCUAAG
Brassicogethes aeneus is the source of this 2383-nucleotide messenger RNA. Lineage: Eukaryota; Metazoa; Arthropoda; Insecta; Coleoptera; Nitidulidae. The record is from the annotation of a GenBank genome assembly.